ACGUUACCAUUGUGUUGUACUUCUAUACACACAAGCCCACCCCAGGUAUGCCCCAGGUAUAUGGCUUAAUGAGCGACUACAAAGAGCUCCUUUGUACAAUUCGCCAAUGUCAACAUGUUCUCGAUUUAUACCUGAAAUCGACGGGCGAAACGUACGUAACACACCUUUGCGUUGUACAUGUAGAAGCCUAUGCACGGCGUGUAGUUUGUAGGAAAGGAAAUCACUCAAGCGCGUCUUACCUGUCUGACGGACGAAUUCAGAAGUGGGCCUCCAUUUUCGUAAAAUUAACGAAAACAACUCUAUUUUUGAUUAAUGCGAAGUUUUCGAAGAUGUUGCUAUCUGUCAGGAAAGUGUUUGUGACGCUACUUUCAAUCGUGGCAUUAUUCGCGAUUGGAUUACUGAGCACGUUACAUGUUGGACAAGGCUUGAAGAACUUCCUCCAAUGGUCAGCACCAUUAAGUGUGCCACUAAGCAAAUCGGGCAGAAAGAAGUACCCGGAUACAACACCGAUAGGUUUCCCAUUAAAGGAGUCGGGUAGAAGGUUAUACAUCGCGCACGUGGACCGACUGAAGCUCAGUAACAGCUCUACGGCUGGUUUGACAGCGCAUUAUGAUCACUCAACAAUUCCUACACCUCCAUUGACAAUGGCACAGAUGUUUGAGUCACGACGCGUUACUCUACAGGAAGCUUGUGCUGAAGAGUUUAACAAUAGUGUGAAAACAACAGGACGGGCUCCAUCAUUCUUUUAUUCUCGAACAGCAAAGUUAGCUUGCUGUAGAACUCCAAAAACUGGAAGUUCAUUUUGGGGGACAGUCAUCUUAGCGAUCGAAUCUAAAAAAAACGCCGAUGAUACAUUUCAUACCAACCGGAACUCUGUCCACAACAGGAACCUAAUUGGAAUGCAGCAAUUUCGAAACUUGACUCAAGAUUCACUAAGAUUGAUGGUUUCCCGCGAGCCCUACACUCGACUGUUCUCCGCUUACGUCGAUAAGUAUUUCCUGCUUGGAGCUCUUGGUCGACAAAUUAAAAACGCAUUAAAGAAGGGACCAUUUAUGAUGAAUGGAGGACCAUGUGGCUAUGCCGUGUCAUUUGUAGAUUUCUUAAAUUUUGUUACCGAUAAUGCCCUCAAAGGAGCAGACUUGAACGAGCAUUUUAUGCCAAUUGUUAAACUCUGUGAUCCUUGCAGAAUGAAAUUUGAUAUUAUCAGUCGCCAGGAAACACUCACUAAGGACACACAGUUUGUUUUAGAACAACUUAAAUUAUCCGACAACAAGAAAACAGAUCUUCAAAAUUCUUUGAAAAAGGGAAUUAAAAACACACUUUAUGCUUUAGUGUCCUCGUAUUUAUCAGAUUACAAGACGUACAGCGUUGACUGUCCAAAUAAAGUUAGUCAUUUUGAAAAAGUCUGGAAAACUCUGCAGGUGCAAGGGUAUGUGAGCACGAAAGUAGCGUAUCCUAAACGUGAAUUUCAAAAGAUGAAAACGUUCAACGCAGAUGCUAUAACGUUAUUAAUCAUCAAAGAGAUGGAAAGGUUUCCGUUAGGAAAAGAGGACAAGGCACUCCAGCGACGGUCUGCCGUGUCAAUAGCAUACGCGGAUGUUGGGCAGGAAACCAUUGCAAAAAUUCAGAAAGUUUACAAAAUGGAUUUUCUUAUGUUUGGUUAUGAAAUGACACCUCCGAACCUACGACCUGGUGCUAUCACAUUGUAAAGUGUAAAUUCUAUGGAGGCCCUAGGUAAAUGUGUAUGGGGACAGUUGUAUAAUUGUGAUUCAUGUUGUUGACUUUUUAUGAAAUCAUACACAUGACAUAUUGCUCAGAACGUUGAGGUCUAAAUAUUUUGGGAUACAUCAUGGUUUUUUUUGUGAGAAUGCGCUAAGUAGAUUUACCUUUAUCAUGAAUGCAACCAAUUUACUGAUAAAAUAUUUCUUUAUUUCAAAUUAUUUGAACAAACUACAUACUAUUGAUUGAUUCUAUAAUGUAAUGGGCAUAAAUAUUAAUUCAAACUUUUAUUUUGUUACAUGUACAACACAUGUGUUAGAUACAUCUCUACCAAAGCAUUGUUAGCUUGAUGGUAACAUUUUAACGUUUUGGGUUGAUUUUUAUCAACGUUUUGUACGCUUGGUGGCGCAACAGGUUUUUGGGUACAAUUGUAUCAAAGCAUUGUUAGCUUGAUGACAUAUACAUGCAAUAGUAAUAAUCUUGAAUAUAUCAAAUCAUUGUCAACUUGAUGACAUAUGUAUGUCAUAGUAAUUAGUUUUCGACAUUUUCAACGGUCUCCAUGCAAACUUACCUUUGUUGAUAUUUUGCCCUUGUUUAUCGAUUUUCAGUAAAAAAUCCAUUAAUCAAGGUUUACCUGUGGGUCUGUUGUCUUCAAUGCCACGAAUUCAGGAUUGGUAAUACUGAAUGAUUGUGAGAAACAGAGGAUUAAUUCACUGCAUAAAACGGCAAUCAUGUGAUACAAUAUUUACUAUGAAUGACAUUUCAGAAAUGAAUCAAAUUGGGAGCAUUCACAUUAUUUGCAACAUUUUCCGUUUUACGAGACGUCAUGGAUCCAAUAAUAUCAUAUUUUUUGCUCACAUUUAUAGCAUUUUCUGCCCUAUUUCAAGUCACAAUAUUCAAUUUAGACUAAUGUUAUGGAAAGAAAACCCCCUUUUAUGAUGCUAAUUAACGUCCUUAGCUGAUUGAAGGUUUGUUAUUUCUCCGUUAUUAUAUAACAUGAAAAGGAAUAAAGAUAUUUUUCUAACUA
Molecule: messenger RNA, 2746 nt
Organism: Mizuhopecten yessoensis (Yesso scallop)
Lineage: Eukaryota; Metazoa; Mollusca; Bivalvia; Pectinida; Pectinidae
Product: carbohydrate sulfotransferase 12-like
Exons: 4
Coding region: 48-1709 (553 amino acids)
Biological process (GO): carbohydrate biosynthetic process
Cellular component (GO): membrane
Molecular function (GO): sulfotransferase activity
Source: RefSeq, a predicted model, not a curated record